Monomorium pharaonis (pharaoh ant) is the source of this 2801-nucleotide messenger RNA. RefSeq lists its product as uncharacterized. Gene Ontology annotation, molecular function: mRNA binding; RNA endonuclease activity. Lineage: Eukaryota; Metazoa; Arthropoda; Insecta; Hymenoptera; Formicidae. Bases 560 to 1888 code for a protein of 442 amino acids. Gene Ontology annotation, cellular component: cytoplasmic ribonucleoprotein granule; nucleus. The record is from RefSeq and is a predicted model, not a curated record. The transcript is spliced from 5 exons.
UGACUUAAUAUUGAUAAAAUAAAAACAUACAAUAAAAUAAAAUAAAAAGUAGAAUUUUCAUUGUUUCUAAUAAAAUCUGAUUCUGUUCUUUGAUUCAUGUAUUAUUGUUCAAUAAUUACAACGCACUAUUCAAUAAAUAUAUGGUGUGCAACAGGAAAAAAGCAGUUUUGUAAAAGUUUUACCUAAUUGGAUUAUGCUUUUAGAUUUAGAGGCUCCAGAGGUCGAACCUAAAAAUAUAAUCCAAUCAAUGCAAAGCUUUAUUGUGUUUUUCUCUGUUUCACGUUCCACGUUCCAUGUUCCACGGUCCACGUUCCUCAUUCGAUUAGUUCAUCACGUAGUUCGUAGUAUGCAGUGGUUUGCAUAUGGUGUAUGGUAUGUACAUAAAUGCAUUGUCGAUCGUCAGAGUAUUUAAUAGUCGUUACAAAAUUUUGGAGUUUUUUAGAAAAAAUAUAGAAAUGUCAUAUGUCGAUUACUCAACAGAAUUUUUUUCCUCUCGAAAUCGACUAUUAUGAUAAUUCAUGUUGUAUUUUCAAAUUACGUUAAGCAUUAGCUCGCAAGGAUGACAAAGAGGCAAAGGAGCCAGACAAACUUGAAGUUUUGUUACGAAAGUCCGUUGAAUGUUUUUAAAAAAAGCUUGGAGGAUCUUACGAGCGUCGUGAGGAAUAUUGUGUUCGACGAUGAGAGGUUAAUACAUAGGAAACAAAAAUUAAAUAAACAAACUGCCGCGAGGACUCCUAGAAGAUUCUCACGGACUAGUGUGAUUGUUAUUAGUGAUAGUGAAACAAAUGAUGGAUGCAAUGUCAAUGAAACAAAUGAUAGGGAUGAACAAAACACCUCACUCAGUAUCAUUGCAUGUGGCUCAAAACUGACUUCGCCUUUACAAAGGCAAACGAGAAAAUCGAAAUGCUCUGCAUCUCAGCGAAAUACAAAAGCGUCAUCCAGAAAACAGGUAGAUAACGAUUCAUCCAUCCUAUCAAUUACACAGGAAUCUUCAUUAGAUGGAGAAAAUAUAGCUCCAUCACAAACAAAUGAAGAUGAUAUAGUUGAGUUGUGGUCAUGUCUGAAGAACGUGAAUAAAUGUAAAAGAAAGACAAAGCCUAAUCAUGAUAAGAGGAGCUCAAAGUUUAUAAUAGACACAAGGCCAAAUCUGAAUUAUCUCAAAUAUUUAGCUACCGAUACAAAAACUGUACAAAAAAGAAAGAAACAAACUUUACCUCACAAAACAACAGUCAAACCAUUUGAACAAAAACUAUUGAAAAAUUUGAACAGUGGUCGAAGAAAAAGGCGACGCAGUGAUAAUGAUGACGAUGAUGAUGAUAAUGGUGCAGAUGAUUUGAAUUCAAAUCUCUCAAAUGCACAUUGCAGCAAAAAGAAAAUUAUUCAAGAUGAGAAGAAUCACAAAACAAAUUCAAAACAUAAAUUAAGAGAGAUAAUUGUCGAUGGUUGCAAUGUGGCAAUGGCCCAAACAAACAAUAAAAAAUUCUCAGAAAAAGGUAUCGAGUUGGUGGUAAAUUAUUUUAAGGAUAGGGGUCACAUUGUGAAAGUUUUUUUGCCCAAACACCUGCAAAGACAGAAAUAUUCGCUUCUUGAACAAUUACACAAAGAGGGUAUCGUUAUUUUUACACCCAGUCGCAAAAUCGCUGGCAGAACAAUUACGUCAUACGAUGAUCGCUUUUACCACAGAUUUAUCCUGGAGUACGCGACGUUAUGUGAAGGCAUAGUGAUUUCUUCGGAUCAAUAUAGAGACCUUUACAAGGAGAAACCAGAGUGGCGCGAUACAAUUACAAACCGUUUACUGAUACCUACUUUCGUUGGAAAUUACGUCAUGUUCCCUGAAGAUCCAUUAGGUCAGUUUGGUCCUAAUCUUGAAAUAUUUUUGCGACACUAAUAUUUAUAAUAAUAUUAUAAUAUACAUUACUGUAGCAAAUUGGACAUAUGGUUCACUACUACAACAAUGACAUAAAUAAAAAAAGAUUUACCAAUUUGAAUAUUUUGAAUUCAAAUUUUUGUAAGAUCAUUUUUAAUUGCAAUUUUGGUAUAGUGCGAUUUAUUGUUUGUAGAAGAAUAAAAAUGUCAUUUGCUGCUCACUCAAAAUAUUAAACUUUCAUCAGAAUUUCCUUUUUGUUUACAAUUAAAAAAUGCAAUUUUUUAAUUAUGUCAUUAUUGUAACAAAUGAGCGAUAAUAUGGUUUUGGGGUGAAAAGUGUAUGUUUGUUGUAUUAUAACUUUAAAUAUUGUUUCCUUUCCUUCGUGUGUUUAGUUUUUAUACAGUAUUUCAUAUUUUAAUUCAAAAAUUAAAAAAUGAUAAGUAAUAGAUAUUAAGGACUCCCAAAAUUUUCAAUGAAUUGUGAAACAUAAAAUUGGGAAUUGGCGCUGUAAUAAGUAUGUAACAUUAAGUUACAUCAAGAAAUUAAAUCAAACAUACAAAAAGCAAUUCCAUUCAGUUUUUAAACAUGGUAUGGAUUUUUCUUAAUUAUGCCGGAUCGUAUGUUUAUCAUGGAAGCUAAUGAUAUAUUUUAAUAGUAACAACAUGACACAGUGAAUUAUAUAGAUCAUUGAAGAUGACUUAAAAUUAAAUAAAAACGUUUAAAUACAAUUUAUACAAUUCGUACAACAUUUCAUGCAAUUGGGUGAAAUUAUUAUAUCAAAAAAAGAAAUUGCAUAUUUAUUACAGCACUGACUUUCAAUUACCCAUUUUAUCUUUCAUAAUUGUAUAUUUUUUGUAUCAUAAUUGUACUUCAAAUAGUUUUCUUUCCUUGUCGUGCAUAUACUUUCUCAUAUUUCAACUUAAAAAUAAAAAAA